GGCCAUGAUUCUAAUUAUGAAAUGUUAUAAUGGUAUUUGUUAUCACAAUAACAACAAUAUUAAUAUUUUUGAUAAAAUUCUUUUCAUUUGAAAUCUAAAAAAAUCAGUAAUGUAGAAAUUAUUUAAAAUAAUAAAAUAUCAAAAAAAAUACUUCAUAAAAUAUUUUUAAUUUAUGGAAGAUGGUAAAGAAUUAUCGUGUUGUGGUUUUGGGGGUAAAAGGAGUUGGUAAAACGUCUAUAUUAGAACAAGCAAUUUACGGACAUUUUAGUAAAAACUAUAAAUUAUGGCCUACUAUUGAGGAUAUCUAUCAAGCAUAUAUUGAAACAGAUAAAGGUGUUCGGGAGCAAGUAAGAUUUUAUGACACAGCUGGAUUAGAUAUUACUCAACUACCAGAAGUAGGAUUAUACUCAAAUCCCGAUCCUUCUCUUGUAUUAACUUUUGGACAAAUAGCUAAGCAAUAUGCAACUAUUGCAGAUGCAUUUAUUCUAGUAUAUGAUACAAACAGACCAGAAACCUUUGACUGUUUAGUGACAUUAAAAAAGGAAAUUGAAAAAAAUAAAGAGAAAAAAGACGCUUUUUUCGUUAUCAUUGGUCAUAAGAUGAGUGAAAUUGAUAUUAAAGCUCCAACAUUGGAAUGUCCUACAAGUCGAGCUUCACAUUGGUCAAUAAGAGAAAAAAUGAAACAUUUUGAAGUAAAUGCUUUAGAUCGAACUUCCUUGUUUGAACCUUUCACAUAUAUAGCUACUAAAUUUAAUGCCACUCAACCAAAAAGUAGUUUUCCACAAUUAGGUAGAAAAGGUACUCAGCAUUGAUAUGAAUUCAAGUUCAAACUAAAUAAAAUUAUUAAUAUUUAAUUAUGUAAAAAUAAAUUAAAUUUCAGUAAUUUUGGUAUUUAUAACUUAAACAAUUUUUAACUUAUUUUUAUUUAAUAUGAUAUAAGACAACUUUUCACAAUUCUUACUAUUUUUACAGUAAAUGAAAGAAAAAUUAAAAUUUUUGUCAGUUAAAAAGUAUUUUCAGAAAAAAAUAUAAUUGAAAUUCUCAACAUAUUAAAAAAGGUUGUAUCAUAAAAGUAUGUAUUAUAUUCAAUAUAUUGAGGACAGAAAUACACAAUACAUUUUUAAUACAAACAAUACUGUAGUAAUAACAUGAAAAAAUUAAAUUAUGUAUAUUACAUUGCUAAAAUAUUACCAACAUUAUUUAUUUUAUUUAAAUCUUAGUUGUAACUACUAAACCUCGGUCAUCAAAAAAUGCUGUCUUUUGUUUAACUUGCUUUCCAUUCUGAGUAAAAAAUGAUGUUAUUGGAACAGUACUUUUAUUAUCUUCUUCUUCAUCAUCAGACCUAAAAUAGAAUGAAUACAUAUUCAGGCAGAAUAAUCAUAUAGAAAAUGAAUUUCCAGUCAAUCUUAUAAUUAGGUAAUUUUAAAAAUCCAACACGACCUUUAAUUCUUUUGAAACAUUAUAUAUGUACUUAUAUGUAUAGUAAAUUUUAUCUUAACUAUGAUGAGAAUUUAAUGAAGGGGAAAGCGUCAAGAUUUCUAUGAAUAUAUUUACAUACCAAUCAACUUGUACCGCGUGAUCUUUCAAAAUUGUUUCUGCAGUAGACCAACAAAAUCUUACUAUAUUUGGAAAUCCAAAAACUGGAUCUAUAUUUUUUGUUAAGUACUCCUUAGUAAUAGGGUCUGAAAAAAUUUUUCUUAAUAGUAUUUCAUUCCAAUAAUGACACUAAUAAUUUUUAAGUUAAAAAAAUAAUUAAAUUAUUUAAAUAAAAUGUAUGCUUAAUACAUUGAUUGAGGGAAUAUCAGAUUACAUUAUAUUACUACAAAUUUCAUGAACUAGUAAAGUUGAACAAAUAUACUAUACCAGCAGGAUAGCCACUACCCCAAUUUGAAUCAAUGAUUUCUCCAGGUUUUUCAACAAAUUUCCAAUUUUUUAAAGCAGCAUCACGUGUUACUUUAGCACAAAUACUAGCAGCACUCACAAUAGGAAAUAAAGAAUCAGCUUUUUUAGAUACUUUUAUUUUUAACUGUGGAAAUAUUGCCGAAAGUUUAGCCUAAAAUCAGAAUACUUUUAAAACAUCAGUUAUAUCGCGAAUAUUGCAUUAAUAAAUAAAGUUUAAUUGUAUUGAUUAAAAUUUAUUAUUCUUUUAAUAAAAUGUGCUUUAAGGUAGUAUAACAAAAAAAAAAUUGUAUAGAAAACAUUUAAAGCUAUAAAAAUACUAAACAGAUUGAAGAGCAAUUUAAAUAUAUAAAAACAAAAAUAUUUGUGAUAAUACAUUUAAAUUAAUAAAAAAUAUUAUGCUUCCUAAUAUAAUAUAACUAAUACAUUUUUGAUUCUUGAAUAUUUAAUAUAUUAUUAUAAGCUAUGGAAUAAAUCAAUUUAAUCGUAAAAAUAAGGUCUUAAUCACAUUUACACUCAUAUAUAAGUUUUCAGGAUUAUAUCUCAAUAAUAGUUAAUAGGACCACACAAUUAUUUUCUUAUUAAAAUUAAAAUAAUUAUAAAUUGUAUUAAUUAUUAAUAAGACAAUUUAAAUUUAAUGUUAAAAGUUGUAUCUAUGUACAAUAGUUAUGAUUUAUUUUAACACACCCAUAGUCCAAAGAAUCUAGACUCCACUAAACAAUAUACCUAUAUUAAUAUUCAAUGUGUAUAUAAUACCACUUAUAUUAUAAUAUAAUUAAAUAAAAAAUAAAUAGAUGACACAUACUUCAUAUUUUUCAGCGGGUCCGACAGUAUCAACAUAUACCUCACUUAGAUUUACACCUCUGUCUAGAACUCUUUGAAUUAGACCAAUAGCAGCAUUAUGAGAAACCUCAUUUAAUGAACAUUUUUGUCUGAAAAAUUAAUUUUAAAAAUAAUUUUAGUUCAGUAAUAGUAAAUUAUAAGCCAAUUUAAAUUUUUUCCAAGGGUGGACUUGAAAUAUUCACAUCAAUAGACCUGUGAGACUCCACCCUACAUACUGGUUCCAAAAUAUGUAUACUUAUAUUUAUCAAUCUUUCUAAUAUUAUACAUCCUUUUUAUUAGUAUAACAAAUAAUAAAUAAUAUUAAUGACUUAGCAGCAGAAGCUCUAGAUCGAGUUAAAAUAAUAAUAAUAAUAAAAUACUAGAUAAUACUAUAAAAUAUGUUUAUUAUUAUGUUAUAAUUUUUAAAAUGAUAAAUGCAAUAAUUAUUGAAAUGGCAUUACAAACUUUAGGUAUGUUAAUCAUUUUUAGGGAACCCUUCUAAGCAUACUCAGCGAGGGCUUAUGCAGAUAAUUAAAAUUAAUUUACUUAAUAAUACAAUAAUAUACAUUUAUACAUAUUGAAGCAUACUAUUUGUCAAGGAGUCACUUUUUUCAAUGGCAUGACACAACAAAGAUAAUAUAAUAGAAAUUUUUAAUUGGAAUUAAUUGCUUAUUGAUUUUUCAUUAAAAUAAUAUCAUUUAAUCUUAAUGAAAUGUUUAAAAAUUGACAUUGUAAUGCCCUAACUAUUAACUAAAACAGAUGUACCACUAUGCAGUUUACACAUUAAUUUAAUUGUACUAGGGAAGUCAUCUUGUCUUUAAUAUUUAAUAUUUUAUUAAAUAUUUAUUUAUUUAAUAAAAGUUAUAUUUUUUAACUUUUUUGUAAUGGCCUACCUUCUAAAAUUACAAUUACUAAUUGUAUUUGGUGAUAUUAUAUGAACAGCCCAACCAAGUAAAUUAUUUUGUUUAGUUAUGCCAUCAAAAAUAUCAUCCCGUGCCUGUUCAGUUAAUACUUUUGAAUCGGCACAUCCUAAAGCUUUUAAAAUUUCUUGAUUGUCCGCACAACAAAAGGAUGUACCAUAAACCAUAGGACCU
This is a messenger RNA of Daktulosphaira vitifoliae (grape phylloxera), 3815 nucleotides long. It is a transcript of the gene kappaB-Ras, whose product is annotated as NF-kappa-B inhibitor-interacting Ras-like protein 2. Lineage: Eukaryota; Metazoa; Arthropoda; Insecta; Hemiptera; Phylloxeridae. The transcript has 3 exons. Bases 180 to 812 code for a protein of 210 amino acids. The record is from RefSeq and is a predicted model, not a curated record. Gene Ontology annotation, biological process: canonical NF-kappaB signal transduction. Gene Ontology annotation, molecular function: GTP binding; GTPase activity.